AUGACUAACGAUGAUAUUCGUUUAGGUGAUAUUAUUAUUGAAGAUGAUGGUGGUGAUAUAGUUUUAAUUGGAUUUCCAUAUGAUGAAGGUGUACGAAGAAAUAAUGGAAGAGUUGGAGCUAAAUUUGGUCCAAAUUCAUUUCGUCAAUUAUUAAAACGAACAGGAACUGUUGUUAAUGCUGAAUAUGAUGAUCUUGAUAUUAGAAAAUAUGUGAAAAUAUCUGAUGGAGGAAAUAUAAAUGAAAAUUUAAGUUUAGAAGAAGCUCAUCAACAAUUAGAAGAACGUAUUAAUCAAUUAAUAAAACAAGGAAAAAUUCCAUUUGUUGUUGGAGGUGGAAAUGAUCAAUCAUAUCCAAAUGCUUCAGCUUUAUUAAAUAAUUCAAAAUCAAUUUAUGUUAUUAAUAUUGAUGCACAUCUUGAUGUACGACCAUUAAAAGAAAAUAAUAAAGCUCAUUCUGGUUCACCUUUUAGACAAUUAAUUGAAGAUCAAAGAUUUAAAUCUAAUACUUCAAAUCGAUUUAUUGAAUUUGCAAGUCAAGGAUCUCAAUGUUCAAUAGAACAUGUGAAUUAUCUACGUUCAAAAUCCCCAUUAACAAAUAUAAUUUGGUAUCAAUCAAUUCGAAAUGAUCCUUUAACACCAUUUCGUUCAAUAAUAAAAUCCGGUGAAGAAGAUAAAUGUGAUAUAUUUGUAUCAUUUGAUAUUGAUUCAAUAAUUUCAUCAUCAUGUCCAGGUGUUAGUGCACCUGCAACUGUUGGUCUUUCAGCUGAACAAGCUUGUGAUAUUGCUUUCUAUGCAGGACAAUCUUUUCAAGUUAAAUUAAUGGAUCUUAGUGAAUAUAAUCCAUCGAUCGAAGAAUACAGAACUGGAAAACUUGUUACACUUAUUUUUUAUCAUUUUAUUCUUGGACGAGCUAAAGCAAUUAGAGAUUCAAUCAAAUAA
Molecule: messenger RNA, 939 nt
Organism: Adineta steineri
Lineage: Eukaryota; Metazoa; Rotifera; Eurotatoria; Adinetida; Adinetidae
Source: the annotation of a GenBank genome assembly